Annulohypoxylon truncatum is the source of this 1128-nucleotide messenger RNA. RefSeq lists its product as uncharacterized. The transcript is spliced from 3 exons. The record is from RefSeq and is a predicted model, not a curated record. The coding region runs from base 116 to 931 and encodes 271 amino acids. NCBI's taxonomy places the organism in Eukaryota, Fungi, Ascomycota, Sordariomycetes, Xylariales, Hypoxylaceae.
CAUCGUUCAAAGGAGAUAUAGCGUUCACUUUAGUCAGUCCAUAGUCCUACUUUGACAUUCAUCGGCGAUUCUUAAAAGUCAUCAAGACAGAUACAGCAACCCAUUCACAUACACAAUGGCCGAAGUAACAGCCGAGGAGGACACACCAUGUCAGGAGAGCAUUAGCAGCCGGCCCUUCAGAUUUCUAGACCUACCCCUAGAACUACGGAACGAGAUCUACGCACACCUCUUUCUCCAACCCGAACCCAUCGACUGCUUCCGAAAAUGGUUCACCACAGCGCCGCGGCAUCUCCGGCGCCGGGCCAACGAGAAAGCGCCGGACUGCUGCGGGUUGAACUACGGGUGCGCGCACUACGACGCGCGCCUGCGGCCGCGCACCAACGUCCUGCGGGCCUGCCGGCAGGUCAGCGAAGAAGCGCUCGACGUCUUGUACGCGCGGAACGCGUUCUGCGUCGAGCUUGAGAGCACCGCGCGCUUCCUGAAGUUUUUUAGUAUCGGUGAGGCGAACCUGCGCCGGAUACAGCUUCUGACGCUCAGCGCCUCGACCGCGUACGACCAGUACCGGAUCGCGCGGCCGUGGGAGACGCAAUGCCAGUUCUUCCGCGCGGCCACGAGCGAGGCGCCGCUCUGGGCGGCGCUGCUAAAUGGCCUGACGACGCUGCUGUUCGUGAUGAAGAUACCAACUUGGGGAUGGCACGGCGCGUGGCCGGUGUGGGUGGCGCAGUUGGAGGGCGUGCUGGGCUUUGUGGGGGAGCACGUGGACGAGGGGACAGAGGUGAUGAUUGACGAUAAUUAUUCGAUGUACUUGUGCGAGGCGGUGGACAGGUGCUUCAAGAAGGGGUUCCGCAGGGUGAGGACUAAAGAGGGAGACGGAUAUUAUUGGAAGAUACGGUUCGAUCCGGAUAAUAUUACGGAGCCGCUGACUACCUAGUUAAUGGAGUGGCUGGGGAUAGAUAGGGAGUAGUCGAUUCCGUGUUUGUCAUUGGAGUGUUGUUAGUUCUUGGCACGUUCUUCAAUAUUGCCCCUUUUUACUUACCCAUCUAGAAAAGGAUACCAAAUACUCUUAUCGAAUAUAUUAAUACAGAAUAAGCGAGUCCCAUUGCAACGUUCAUAUCUCGAUACAUCUUA